AUGUCCCUGGCGGAGCGGCGGCGGGAGGAGGAAGGGGAGCGGGAAGGGGAAGCAGGGGAUGGGGCCGGUGCCGGGGAGGAGGUGGUGCAGAUCCGGCUGGGGGACAAAUGCUACCCGGUGUGCAAGAGGAAGCUGAUCGAGCAGAGCGACUAUUUCCGAGCGCUCUACCGCUCGGGAAUGAGGGAGGCAGGGCAGGGCCAGGAGGAGCAGCUGCUGCGUGGGGGGCUUAGCGCCCUGGGGCUGGAGCUGGUGCUGGACUUCAUCAAUACGUCCUGCCUGGCCCGGCUGGAGCAGGAGGUGGGCGGUGAGAAGGAGCCGCCGCUGCUGGAGGAGCUGGUGGAGGCCGCUUCCUACCUGCAGGUCACGCCCCUACUGCGGCUGCUGCUGUCGCAGGUACGCCUCGGCAACUGCUUCGAGCUGCACCGCCUGGCGCAGGUGUACGGCCUGCAGGACCUGCACGACGCCUGCUUGGACUUCAUGGCCGCCCACUACCACCAGGUGCUGCGCAGGCCCGACGCCCUCCCGCACCUUCUGCUGCCCUCGGCGCUGCAGCAGCAGCUGCGGGAGCGGCGCAUGAGGGGCACGGCCACCCUCGUGCUGCUCGGGGACUUCAUGGGCGCCUGUCCGCAGGGGCUGCCCGCCGGCUCCCACCCCGCGGGGGACGCGCCCUGGGCCAUGCUCAGGUACGACGAGGAGGCGCAGCGGUGGCUGCCGCUGGCCAAUAACCUGCCCGCCGAUCUGGUGAGCGUCCGCGGCUACGGCUCGGCCACGCUGGACAAUUACCUGUUCAUCGUCGGCGGCUACCGCAUCACCAGUCAGGAGAUCUCGGCCGCGCACUGCUACAACCCGUGCCUUAACGAGUGGAGCCAGCUGGCCUCGAUGAACCAGAAGAGAUCCAACUUCAAGCUCCUGGCUGUCAGUGGAAAGCUCUAUGCCAUCGGUGGCCAAUCCCUUUCCAAUGUGGAGUGCUACAACCCGGAGAAUGACUGGUGGAAUUUUGUGGCAUCCAUGCCAAACCCUCUUGCAGAAUUCUCAGCUUGUGAAUGCAAGGGCAAGAUCUAUGUUAUUGGAGGAUACACUGCACGAGGCAGGAACAUGAGCAUCCUGCAGUAUUGUCCCACUUCUGAUUCCUGGACAAACUUGGAGCUGUGUGACGUGCACAUCCGCAAGCAGCAGAUGCUGUCUGUGGAGGAGACCAUCUACCUGGUGGGAGGCUGCAUCCUCGACCUUGGACCAAACCAGAGAUCCGGCCCCAGCGAGGACCUGCUAACGGUGCAGUCCUACAACACUACCACCAAAGAGUGGCUCUACCUCAAUGAGAACUCAUCCAAAUCUGGCCUUAACUUGACUUGCACUCUCCACAAUGAUGGAGUCUAUAUCUUGAGUAGGAAUAUUACUCUGUCUUCCAGCUUGGAGCAGCGUCUAUUCCUGAAGUAUAACAUCUUCACAGACAGUUGGGAGUCACUGGGGCGUUUCCCAGCCUUUGGACAAAACAUUCUGAUCUGUUCUAUGUAUUUGCCUGAUGGGCGAGAAGUGUAACAGCAUGAGGGUUUUCUUUUCAGUUCAUUAAUUGUUCUUUGAUGAGAUAUUUCUCCCUCUGAAUAAUUCCAUUUUCAGAAUGUAAUGUUGUUGCAUAAUGCAGGCAUAAAAUACUGAUUCUAUUCUCUAAAAAGGUUUCAGAAUUCAAUAUGAAGAGAAAUGCUUCCAGAAACAGUUUUAAGAUGUCAAUUUAAAAAUUCUACUGGUUUGGAUUAAAAUUUCACCAGGUAUUGUUUACAAUUUAAACAUAAAAUAAUUGUGUUGGCAACUGAUACAGAAGUUCCAAAAGCAAAACUGAUCAGUCUGGUUUUAUUUUUCAUCUUAAUAGACAGUGUAGAACAAAACAUAUACAUUUUUAAAGUGGAAACAGUUCAAUAAAGUAAAAAAUUAGUAUAAUCAAAAUCACAACAGGAUUUAUUUAUUUUAAAAUACAGGCAAGCAAUGUUCUGUCAAAUGCACAGUUUCAAAUUGCUUAUGCUGUCCCAUUUUUAUCUCUUCCAUGGCAGCAAGUGAGAUUCUCAAAGGUGCCAGCAAUUGGGGUCCCAUCAAGAAGAACUUCCUCUGGAUUAUUUAUAGUGCAGUGCUUUGCCAGGGACUGGUAGGAAUUGCCUACAGUUGCUAAUUGGAAAGUAGAUGCUCCUUUAAUUGAAGUUGGCAGCAUUUCAAGCUACUAUUAAGAUAGAGGUAAAAAGGCUCUUUAUUCAAAGGGUGGAGUUUCCUAAUUGUCAUAAAGGUUUAAGUUUUAGUUACCUUGUUGUGUUCUGUAGUACCUAGAACUGAGUUUUAAAGAUCAAAUUGUAGUUUUGAGCUGCCUGUCGUGAAAAUGUCCAUGAGCAUGAGCAGAUAUGAUCCUGCUCCAUGCGCAUUCUGAUUAGUAACACUCCUGUGGGAGACACACCUGGAAGGCUUGGCUUUUGUAGAUGACUCCCUGAACACCUUCCCCAGAGCAGGGACAUGUGAGUGUUGGCUCUUCCUUGUAUCAUCAGGAGAGGUUGCCUCAGGUUUGCCAGCCACGGUUGUUCAUCUCUGUGAAGGGCACUGUAAGGUGCUCACUGUGAACUUUCCUUUGUGGGGAUUCUAGAUAUCGUUGUGGGGAUACUGUGGGCGCUCCUUCCCAUUCCUGCCUCUUGCCAGAGAGAACUGUGGCCAUGAUUGGCCCCUUUUCUCCUUGUAGCUGACAAAUGCAAAAGCAUCUUGAGGUGCCUGCCCAGGUCUAGAAUGUGUGUCCUCACAACACAGAGAGGAAAAGCUCUGGGUUACCAUGAGAAGAGCUAGGUUAGACCUGUGCUAAACACAUUGUAGGUAUGCUGGUUCUGCUCCAGCUGCUCACCCACAUGAUGAGAUUUAAAGCACCUGAACACAUUCCUAGUGUGUGGAGAUACCUUUUUUAUUUCUUCAUCAGAAUUCAGGAAUCUGAAUCUUUUGAAAACAGGGUCCUGUUGUACAGAGGAGGAGGCAGCAGUGGUUCCCUCAAGGUCCUUGUAACUCCUUGCUUUUCCACAGUUUUGAAUAAAACCAGUUCUUACUAAAGGGUUACCAGUCUUAAAGUGCCUUGCCAAUCACUGCUCACACAUUAAUCUUAGUGCUUCCAAUCACCUGUUGUAACGCAAACAGAAAAUCCCAGAAAACUUCUCCAGAAUGAGGACAUUUGUAUUUGAACAUUUUUAGGAUUAAAGAAACCACAACACAAGGUAUUUUGGAUGUCUAAAAUUUACCUUUUUGGGUGAAACUUUUGCAGCCUGGUGGAGAAUGUCAUGUGUCAUCCCAAAGUGGUGCCUGCCACUCAGCUAUGUUUGACUUCAAUUAGCUAAGUCCAUGUUGAUGUGUUUUUAUUUCCUUUGAAGACAUUGUACAGCUGCUGUGUUUUGACAGCAGUAUCAGACCACACAAUUGCUCUUCUGCAAUGGAGCAAGAAGGUGACUUUCAUAAGAUGCUUCCUUCAGAAGUGUUUCAGAAUAAAUAUAAGCAGGGUGCCAUUGUCUGGUGAUAAAUUAUCUUAGUCACAUUAUGCUACUUGCUUUCCUAAAUUUACUUUCAGUUCCAGAUUCAGUACCCUACAGUCAACUGUGACCAGUACUGGUGGAGGGAAUCGCAUCCAAGUUCUCUUUCCUGGCAAAUUGACGAAGAAACUGCUGGGUUUGCAGUGGGGUGUAUCAAAUCAUGUCCUUUCAAGCCCAUUCAUUUCUUAGUGCAGUCAUAAUUCCAAAAACUGUGACAUCACCUCCUUAGUGUGAUUACUCUUUUUCAGAAGAGGCCUUUCCACACUGGGUUUAUCUUGGUUUCAACUUCCAAGUGACCACCUUGAACACCUGCUCAAAAGCAAAAGACAAAGAUGUGUCUGACUGUAAAUACCAUCAGACCCUCUCGUCAGUCCAUGGUGCAAAUGCCUACUACACUGACAUUUAACAGUACUGCAGUCACAAAUCAAAACUGGUGUUUAAUUUAGUGGUAGCAUUAAUUAGUAUACAUUACUGCAGGCUGAAAUAAAAAUAAAUGGGGAUUUUUAAACAAAAUCAUUUACAGAAAAGUAUGCAGUGUGUGUGACCCAGUACUUCAAGAAAGAAACCAAAAACUGUAAUGACUGUCAUUUUCUUUUUAUCAGUUUUAUAUUUCAUAUUAAUUUUUUAUAUUUUUGUGGCAAGGCGAAGUGUCUGAGAGCCACUAACAGAAUAAUUAAAACACUUUUUAGCCAAUGGAAA
Messenger RNA from Parus major (Great Tit), 4238 nucleotides. RefSeq names its product kelch like family member 42 (gene KLHL42). Gene Ontology annotation, molecular function: protein binding. Lineage: Eukaryota; Metazoa; Chordata; Aves; Passeriformes; Paridae. The transcript has 3 exons. The record is from RefSeq and is a predicted model, not a curated record. The coding region runs from base 1 to 1539 and encodes 512 amino acids.